CGUAACGAGGGCAAACAAGGAAGUGAAACUAAGGCUAUGGAAGGUUUUAUUUUCGGUUAAUGAGAACAAAUUCUUCAUGUGAGAAAGACUUAUCUGCUGCAGCAUUUAACAGAUAACCUUCAGAAAUGGGUGACUCUCUUAACCCACUGGUUGUGAUCGGUGUUGGGUCCAGCUUUGCCUUCUCUAGCCUUUUCUAUCAUUUAUACCAAGAAAAGAAGAAAGAGCUGAUCAAGCUGAAGGAGAUACCUGUUUUUAAGCCAGAUCGUCAUUUGGUGCAAGUAUUGAAAUCCUCUCCCCACAGGAGACUCCAGUAUGUUGCUGUGGAAGGUCUGGUCCAGGCAGAUGGGGAACCUCUGGCCAGCCAGUUUGUCCCACGAAGCUUUGGUGUGAUUCAGAAGAUAUCAGUGGAGGAAACAUGGAAAUACUGGAACUCCCUCAGCAGGACAUGGAAUUCUCGGACCAUGAACAGAAAAGAAACCAACAACUCAGUACCCUUCAGUCUGGUCAGCCCAGGUAACUACAUCAAUGACUUAUUUGUGAAGGUCCAAAACCCUCUGGAGGCCUCUGGGGACUUCCUGGAGAGGGUUCACUUCAAAGUGAGACGUGCUGAGGAGGGCAUAGUGGAUGUGGUGGUGCAGGGUCUCAGCGGAGAGAAACCUGUGGCGAUGGAGGAAAGUGAGGAGCUGCUGCGGGUAGGGAGCACCCUGACUGGUUUUGGUGAGGUGGUGCUGGAGGGAGGGCAGGUGAUGAGGCUGCAGGCCCCCCAGGAUGGCCGUAAGUUUAUCCUGGUGCCCUCUGACCACAGGAGCUUCAUGGACAGGCAUGAGAGAUCAGCCAGCAUGUGGAAGACUCUGGCUGCUGUCACUGGCAUCUCAGGGGCUACUAUCUUAGCCAAAGUCAUCUACGGGAUGGUGGGAAAACAGGACGACAGAUCCAAGUAGACUUGAGGUGAAACAAUUUUGAAAGCAAAGGUUUUGGGGACAAAAAUACGAGUCAAAAUAGAAAGCAAAAACAUCAAAGAGCAGGAGACAUGUAAUUUAACAAAACUCAAAGUGUCCCAAACACAAAUCUAGUUCUUAACAAACAGAACCAAAGUGGAUUUUGUACUUUCUUAAGGGUUGUAUAUCAUAAAGUGUACAAAUCUUUAUUUUCUAUUUCCAUUGUGUCUCUAAAAUAAUAUGCCAAGCUCAAAAGAGACAUAAAGACAUCACUACUUUGCCUCCAAAACUACUGACCUCAAACCAAAGUAGACAUUAAUCACAUAUAAUACUGAAUACUCAUUUGUUCAUGCAGUGAGUUAAGUCCCAUGUUCUUGUCUUGUCCCUCAGUGGCCACCAUAUUUCACAGAGGGGAUUUGAGAGUGUGGAGCACUAUUCACACACUGCAGUAUCAUAAAAAAAAGUCCCACUGUAAGAUUCUUGUACCAAAUGAUGAGAGCACAGGCUGAGUGUAGGGCUAGAUAUGGAAGUUUAGUCUUAUAAGGAGUAUAAAUAAGGGAUGAGUAAAGCCUUUUUCAGAGAUAAAUUCCUGACAUGUCUUAAACUGUAAAGUAUUUUCGGCUAUGAAAAAGGAGAGUGGCUGAAAAUUGAUUAUUUUGUGUUACUUCCCUGCGGUUAUUGAGCCAUAAUCAUGCAACAAGUGAUACUAAAUGGAUCCAAACAGUAUAUUAGAUUUUUUUUUUUGCAGUGUUUGGGAAAGCUUUUUGUUUGUUUUUUUAGGUGGGGUUGUGACAAUUAUAGGUGUACUAGCAACACAGGGGACGUCAGUCAGCUUGGCCUCUGUUUUCAGCAACUGAGGCGUGAACCUGAGUGGAAGCUAGGCUAUAAGCGCUGGAGAUGGAGUCAGCUCUACUAUGUAAUUCAGCUCAUAUGAAUGAACUCCGACUGCAAUGGUGCUCUUCUGCCUGCAGCACACCGAUCAGCUGUUUGUGUCUGCGGCCUUAAAAAAGACAAAAAUACCACCAUACUGAAAAAUGAAAUACAGUGGGUGGGAGUCAAUUAAAAUUAGAUAUAUUACGUGGUUAUAUAAAGUCUGUCUGCAGUGACUGAUGGUCUAGCUUCCUCUUUUUGAUUUCUAAAACACUGGGACGAGCUGACCGGUGAGUCCUGUGGGUAACCUAACUACUAUCAACGAGCACCUCAUACAACCCCACUUUGAAAAACACAAACCAUCCUUUUUAACAAAGGGAACUUUUUUAAGAAUCAAAGCUUCUGUAUCAAGGGAACCAUGUUUUUCUUUUUGUACUGAAAGUGUAUUUAAUCAUUUGGAAUAAAUUCAUGUUGUUUAAGGAGCGAUAUACUAUAUUUUCUUAAUCUUUUAAUUGAAUUUUUCAUUAUUUAACUGUCGACUAGAUUCUCUUCAUGUCCAGACAGGCUGGAAGUAAAACUUGAUUAUAAUCAGAUUUAGACUGUAUCCAUCUAGCGGGUAAUUUUCUACCUCUUAGAUCAUAAUGUGAUUGUGUCACUGUUUUUUGUAAUCAGUAAAUGCAAAAUGAAACAUAACACACUGUUCUUCACUGUCUUCUCUAAAAGGGGAUGAUUACGGUCCUGUGGUGAAUAAAAACUUUCUUUUAAAACUGUU
Molecule: messenger RNA, 2580 nt
Organism: Notolabrus celidotus (New Zealand spotty)
Lineage: Eukaryota; Metazoa; Chordata; Actinopteri; Labriformes; Labridae
Gene: mul3
Product: mitochondrial ubiquitin ligase activator of nfkb 1-A
Exons: 5
Coding region: 126-941 (271 amino acids)
Biological process (GO): protein ubiquitination; organelle organization
Molecular function (GO): ubiquitin-protein transferase activity
Source: RefSeq, a predicted model, not a curated record